Messenger RNA from Ziziphus jujuba (common jujube), 4913 nucleotides. Its product is annotated as putative disease resistance RPP13-like protein 1. Gene Ontology annotation, biological process: defense response to other organism. NCBI's taxonomy places the organism in Eukaryota, Viridiplantae, Streptophyta, Magnoliopsida, Rosales, Rhamnaceae. Gene Ontology annotation, molecular function: ADP binding. The record is from RefSeq and is a predicted model, not a curated record. The coding region runs from base 358 to 4653 and encodes 1431 amino acids. The transcript is spliced from 4 exons.
AAAUAUUGAUGACACAUUUCUCUUGUUUAAGGAAGAACGGAUGAGGAUUUCACAACGGAGCUUUACUGGUCCUGCUUCAGAUUUUUCUUGGGUUCAUUGGUUUAGAAAUUCACCAAGCUGACAACAAGAGCAUUCUAAAACUGUUGUACCAACUUAUUCUCGGAUAUAAUAAAGUGGAACAGAGGAAAGGAGGAAGAAAAUAAAAUAUCAGAUUACUUUUUCUUGCAUCAAGAAAUACAUAAGAAUCCGAUGCCACCGACCAUUUUAAUGUAACAAAUCAGAGUAAGCCACGACAGAACAACCUCUGGCAAUCUGUAAUUCCCUGCUGACAUCACUGUUGCAAAUCAAGAAGAAAACAUGGCUGGAGCAUUGGUGGGUGGAGCUUUUCUCUCUGCUGCUCUUCAGGUGCUGUUUGAUAGGCUGGCUCACCGUGAGAUCCUGGACUAUCUUCGAAGAAAGAAAUUCAACCAAGAGCUGCACAAGAAGUUGAAGAUGAUGUUAGUAUCUGUUAAUGCAGUGGUAAAUGACGCAGAGGAGAAGCAAAUGACAAACCCGGCGGUGAAGGAAUGGCUGGACGAGCUUGAAGAUGCUGCUUAUCGUGCAGACGAUCUGUUGGAUGAGAUUGCAGCUGAUGCUCUGCUGAACAAGUUGGAAGCUGAAUCAACAACUAGCACAAGUCGUCAGGUGAGAAAAAUGGCCAACCUCUUUUCUGACAAUUCCCAUGUUUCUGAUAUCGAGAACAGGAUGAAGGAGAUCCUUGAUCAGCUAGAGUUUAUUGCAAAACAGAAGGAUCUCCUAGGUCUCAAAGUCAAAGAGGGUACUGUUGGUGAGAAACCAAUACCAAGAUCACAAACGACAUCUUUGGUAGAUGAAUCUGAGGUCUUUGGUAGAGACGGGGAUAAGAAUGCUAUAAUCAAAUUGUUGCUAUCAGAUGAUGAUCACGAGGGUGGCAAAAAGGUGUCUGUGAUUCCAAUAGUAGGCCUGGGAGGGAUUGGUAAAACCACUCUUGCUAAAUUAGUGUACAAUGAUGACAAAGUUGAGAAGCACUUUAUGCUAAAGUCAUGGGUUUGUGUUUCUGAGGAGUUUAAUAUUUGCAAGGUAACAAAAACAAUCCUUGCUAAAUUAAUUCCAACAGGUUCUAAUGAUGAUAGCACAGACUUGGAUUCCCUUCAAACGAGGCUAAAAAAGGAGCUGGCAGGAAAGAAAUUCUUGAUUGUUUUAGAUGACAUUUGGAAUGAGAAUUACAAUGAUUGGAAGGAACUGAGCUUGCCCUUUAACCACGGGGCUCAAGGAAGCAAGAUUAUUGUAACUACACGCAAUAAAAAAGUUGCAGACAUCAUGAGCACUGUUCCAGCUCCUUAUCAUCCUGAGCUCUUAGAAGAUGAAGAUUGUUGGAAGCUGUUUGCAAAGCAUGCAUUUCACAAUAUUAGAGACUCCAGUGCACAUCAAGUCCUGGAAAUAUUUGGUAAAGAAAUUGUCAAGAAAUGCAACGGACUGCCCUUAGCUGCAAAAACACUUGGAGGCCUCUUGCGCUCAAAAGAAGAUGUCAGGGAAUGGGAAAAAAUAUUGAAGAGUGAGAUUUGGGAUUUCCCCGAUAGCGAGAGCAAAAUUCUACCAGUUUUGAUGCUAAGUUACCACUACCUUCCUUCACACCUAAAGCGGUGCUUUGCUUUCUGUUCAAUAUUCCCAAAGGAUUAUGAGUUCAAAAGGCAUGAAUUGACCUUAUUGUGGAUGGCAGAAAACCUUUUGCAGAAAUCAGAAAAUAAGAGAAUGGAAGAUGUUGGUGAGGAAUAUUUUAGUGAGUUGGUGUCCAGGUCAUUUUUUCAAAGGUCAACUGCAAAAAAUUCUGGUUUUGUCAUGCACGAUCUUGUUCAUGAUUUAGCCAGAUAUGUGUCAAGGGGAUAUUGUUUUACAUUAGGUUAUAUCAACUCAAAGGAAGUUGUGAUAACAAAGGUGCGUCAUUUAUGUGUAGUAAAUGAUAUUUUCCUUGAGAGAUCAGAAUUUGAAAUCCAUUUGCUAGAAUCUAUUUUCCAAGCAAGCCAUUUGCGCACCCUUUUAGAUCUACAUCAUGGUUUUCGAGUCACUCGCUUAUCAAAUGCAUUAUUGAAUGGUGUAGUCUUGAAGUUGAAGAGGUUGAGAGUACUAAGCUUCCAUUCAUGUUAUAAUUUGGUGGAAUUAUCUGAAUCAAUUGGUGAACUAAAGCAUCUUCGUUAUCUUGACCUCUCUUCGACUUGGAUUAUAAGAUUACCCGAAUCUAUAUGUAUGUUGUACAACUUAGAGGUGUUAAAUGUAUCAGAUUGUGAUGUGCUCACCGAGUUGCCUAAAGAUAUGCAUCAUCUGGUUAGCUUGCGGCAUCUUGAUAUCAGUUAUACCAAUAUAGUAGAGCCAGUAGAUAUAUCUAAGUUGAAAAGUCUUCAGACACUGAGUACAUUCAUCGUGGGAAAAGAAAAUGGGACCAAGAUAGUAGAGGUGGGGGAGCUUUCAAAUCUUCAUGGUAGAUUUGAAAUUAAGAAUUUACAGUAUGUUGCAACUGCCAAGGAUGCAUUAGAAGCCAAGUUGAUGGAGAAGAAGUAUCUGGAAGAGUUGGUGUUGUAUUGGAAUGGUGAUACUGAUGAUUCAAAACAUGAAAAAGAUGUACUUGAUAAGCUAUUUCCCCAUACAAGCUUGAAGAGGCUUUCUAUCAAGGGAUAUGGAGGUACGGCAUUUCCAAAUUGGUUAGGAUAUGGUUCAGUGCUGUGCAACAUUUUAGUUUUGAACCUUUCUGAUUGUAAAUUUUGCACUUGUUUGCCACCGAUUGGACAACUACCCUCCCUUAAAAAUCUUGAGAUAGAAGGACUUGAAGGAGUAAUGAGUGUGGGUGCUGAGUUUUAUUAUGGAAUGAAGAAUAAUGGUUCUUGUAUGAGAAAGGCCUUUGCAUCGUUAGAAUUCUUGAGCUUUGUUAAGAUGUCAAACUGGGAAGAAUGGUGUAUAGUUGACGCUGAAGAUGUUGAAGUUUUCCCAAGGCUGCAACGACUCAAAAUAAGAGAUUGUGAUAGGCUAGUUAGGAUUGAAUUGUCUCACAACUUUCCAUCUUUAACAGAGCUAAUAAUUGAUGGAGAUGAGGUUGUUGUUUCAUCACUCCCAAGGACUCCAGUUCUCCGUGAGUUGAAGUUAGGUUGUUGUGAGAAACUAAAGCUACAGGAUCUGGUCCUACCACAAACACUGAAAAGUAUUGCAAUAGGAAAACGUUAUUUGAGAGAUGACAUAAAUUCGAUAGAAAUCCAGAAUUGUGAGAAAGUAGAAUUCCCAUUGCACCACUCACUCAGGUCAUCCAUUGAAAUAGUUGAGAUAAGGAAUAGUUGUGGUUCACUUGAAUGCUUCCCUCUGGAUUUCUUUCCCAAUCUCAGGAAACUUAUAAUUGAAGGGUGUAAAAAUCUAGAAUCACUGACGAUCACAAAGUCGUCGGAUGACAUGAUCCCUCUGUCAGAACUGCGGAUAUAUGAGUGUCCCAAUUUUAUAAGUUUUCCUUGUAAUGGCAGAUUGCACGCCCCCAAUCUGACUCAUCUCUCAAUAAGAGGUUGCCAGAAAUUAAAGAAGCUGCCAGAGCAAAUGAGUAACCUCCUCCCAUCUUUGAACUCCUUGGAGAUCUCUAAUUGUCCAGAGGUGGAGUCAUUUCCUGAAGGCGGUCUACCAUUUAACCUGGCUCAACUUACAGUUGGAGGCUGCGAGAAAUUGAAGGCGCUGCCAGAACAAAUGUGUAACCUCCUUCCCUCUUUGAAUUCGUUGGAGAUCUUUGAUUGUCCAGAGGUGGAGGAGUCAUUUGCUGAAGUCGACCUACCCCCCAAUCUGACUCAACUUACAGUUGGAGGUUGCAAGAGAUUAAAGGCACUGCCAGAGCAAAUGUUUAACCUCCUUUCUUGUUUAAAAGAAUUGCAAAUGGGAGAUUGUCCGGAGGUGGAGUCAUUUCCUGAAGUCGAUCUACCCUCUAAUCUCACUCAACUUAAAGUUAGUGGCUGCAAGAAAUUGAAGGUGCUGCCAAAACAAAUGGGUAACCACCUCCCCUCUUUGAACUUCUUGGAGAUCUCUGAUUGUCCAGAGGUGGAGUCAUUUCCUGAAGGCGGUCUACCUCUGAAUCUGCAUCGACUUUGGGUAUUCAACUGCUCUAAACUGUUUGCACAGCCAAUGAAGUGGAAUUUGCAAACUCUCCCGGCUCUCACAUACUUUGAAAUCGAAGAUAAAGGUGGAAUCAUUUCGGAAUCAUUUCCGGAGGAGGGGUUGUUGCCUUCCACUCUUACCACUCUUAACAUCAUUGGACUUGGAAGCCUUAAAAGGCUGGGGGAAGGUCUUCAACAACUCACAUCUCUCAAAAUAUUGGUCAUCCAGCAUUGCCCUCAAUUGCAAGAGUUGCCACAACAAGGCUUGCCUACCUCUCUUGAAACUUUAAUGAUCCAUAAAUGCCCUCAAUUGCAAAAGUUGCCUCAACAAGGCUUGCCUAUCUCUCUUAAUGCUUUAUAUAUCUAUGAAUGUCCUAUACUGGAAGAACGGUGCCAGUGGCAGCAAGGCCUGCACUGGAACAAAAUUUCUCACAUCCCCACCAUUGAAAUCCAUGAAAUCAUACCACCGUUUACAGGAUCAAUCCAUGCAUUUGCCUUGGGGAUAUCAAGGUUUGGAUGAGGAUUCAACAAAUGAGCUUUUCUGGUCUUGCUUCCAAUUUUUCUUGGCUUCAUGGCUUUAGAGAUCCUGCAAGAUGGCAACGAAUGCAAAUAAAUUUCUCUCAUUUUCAGUUAUUUUAUUUGUUUUAGGAUAUUUAAUAUUUGUUUGUGCUUGCUAGCUGCAUCAAUACCAUGUAUUUCUACAUUUUACUUCUGAGUUGUAUGGACAAAUAUUUUCUACAUUUACAUAUUUCAUGGAUUUUGGUGGCUUGAAGAUUUUAA